UGUGAAAAGGAAGAAUUUGAGCAUCAACAAAAGGAAUUGGAAGCUAUUCGCAAUCCGAUCAUUUCGAAGCUUUAUCUAUCUCCGGGUGGUGCUGGAAUGCCUGAAGGUAUGCAUGGAGAUGGGGAUAGGAUGGGCAGUCUUAACGGAAUGAGAUGGCGUGGAUUGCGUACUGGAAUUGCUAUGUUAGCUUAUGGAAUGUUGGAGAAGGCUGAACCGUGGAUUGAGAUUCUUGAAAGUUUCCAUUCCGAGUCGAUUAUGCGUCAAACUGCUGUGUGCAUGGGAUGGGCUGUUUUGGUGGGGGAUAUGAGCAGGGAUGAGCUGGGGCAUGGAUUGAUAUCGCGGAUUAGGAGUGAUAUUCGAGUUUAGAAGUAUAUAGCUGU
Meloidogyne enterolobii is the source of this 380-nucleotide messenger RNA. NCBI's taxonomy places the organism in Eukaryota, Metazoa, Nematoda, Chromadorea, Rhabditida, Meloidogynidae. The record is from the annotation of a GenBank genome assembly.